AUGCUGGCAUUUGCCUUUGCCCGCAGCCGGUCCAAUGCUCAUCACUCGGGAGCCGGCAAGAAUGCUGCUGCCGGUACGGCCGCAGGGGCGGCUGGAGGCGCUGCUAUUCGUCAUCAUGCGUCGAACACCCACUCGAACUCGGCAGGCGACCGAUCGACUACCUCUUCUGACCCUACCUCCACCCAGGCUCCCGAGCAGUCUCACGAAGGUGGUGGUUCUAACGGCUUGGGUACGCACGCUGCCGACUGCUCUGGCGGCCCUCAUGACUCGACGCACCACAAAGUUUUGCCCGGAAAUCAACCCGGAUCGGGGUACACGGGACAAGGUGUAUCUGGAGGUACGCGUACUGCAGGCGAAGGAGUUUCCACCGACAAGGUCGGCAAACAAGGUCAGAACGCGGCCGCCUACGAGAGGUCGACUACCGAGGGCCCCGACACUGGUGGCGCUGCAAAUGCCGACCGCUUCGACACUGACUAA
Cryptococcus wingfieldii CBS 7118 is the source of this 477-nucleotide messenger RNA. RefSeq lists its product as hypothetical. Bases 1 to 477 code for a protein of 158 amino acids. The transcript is spliced from 2 exons. NCBI's taxonomy places the organism in Eukaryota, Fungi, Basidiomycota, Tremellomycetes, Tremellales, Cryptococcaceae. The record is from RefSeq and is a predicted model, not a curated record.